GGGGGCUGCGGGCUAUGACAAGGUGUCACCCAUUCUCUCACGUUGGAAUAGCGAGGAGAAGACCAGUUCAGUAGUCUGGCUGUCCUCACUACAAUAACACUAGAUCGAGUGUCUCGUAUACUAGGUAAAUGUGAGACUGGAGCUCUACUGCACUUCUGUCGCAUUGACUUGUAUUUCUGUUGGAUUUACUCCCGUGAAUUACUAGUGCUCGUAAUGACUAGACCUGGCACCUUUGCCAUUAGUCAUGUGAUGAGGUCUUGUUUUGAGGAUAUCCUGAUAUAAAUUAAGUAUUUUGGAUAUAUUUCAAUGUUAAGCCGACAAGAGAAUUUUGUUGUGAACAUCAAUAAAGAAAGACAAUUUGAUGUAUAAUAGUUCACCACCGAUUGUCUGCACUUGGUCAUUGUUUUCAAACAUUUGGUCAAGAAAGUUGUCUUCUGACGUCUUAGGAUAAUCCAGAAUUAACGCUGUUUGAACAACCAAGUGUGAACGUCAGGUAGCCAAAACUAGUACAUACCUGCACAAGCGUGGAAGGGAUCACCUAUACACGUAGUCAAGAAAACGAUGCGAACUGAUAGUUUCCAAUGACUGGUCAUAGUUGAAUGACCAAGUAUCAACAUUGUCUACCAGCUGUGUGGGACGCAAUCACAGUAAAAGCCAAUGAUAGUACUCUAAUUUCAAACGCAUUCAUUUUUCAGAAAACAUCAGUACCAUCAUGUUUACAUUUUAUAUUUUGGUUUUAUCUCUGUACCUCCCUAUUAGUACCCUCGGACAAAGCCCGGACGCUGAGUUCGAAAUCGAUGAAGAGCUACCACUAGCUACCAUGAUUGGAAGCAUAGCUAAUAAAUCCUGGAAUUACACCAAUACUAAAGUUGUCUUUGCAAUUCUAGACUCGACUCGUUUACCUGGAAAUUUGUUCAACAUUUCUCGUUCAGAAGGCGUGCUGUACGUGGCGAAACGAAUAGACAGAGAGUCUUUGUGUUUGGUUCUUGAGACGUGCACGCAGACAAUCAACAUUUUAGUGAACAGCGACAUUGAAAGCAGAGUUAUUACAGUGAAUAUCAAGAUUCGUGAUAUCAAUGAUAACCCACCAUAUUUUGAUAAAGAUACUAAAGUUCUCCAAGUGACAGAAGGGAACACAAUGGAGCUGAAGAUUAGUGGAGCUAACGACAGGGACUAUAAUCCUAUAUAUAAAGUUAGGAACUACACUUUGGAUUCACAACAAGAGGUAUUCCAAAUCAACGCCACCAAAUCUUUAGAUGGAAGCUCGGAGAUAGAGAUAAGAUUGAACAAGCCACUGGAUAGAGAGCAGGUGCAGAAAUACCAGUUUACUAUCACUGCUUACGAUGGAGGCUCACCUCCACUAUCAGCUGUUUUAUCUGUCACUGUUGAAGUCACCGAUGUCAAUGACAACGCACCGGUAUUUGUCAACAGUUCCUACAAUGUUUUCCUCGACGGAAAACUUUCAACCGGUUCCGUCGUCCUGCAGGUAUCAGCUACUGAUGCUGACGAAGGUUAUAAUGCAUUAGUCAGCUAUGACUUCAGCAGCGUCCAGAAACCAUUCGUUGAAAAUUUGUUUCGCAUCAAUUCAUCCACUGGAAACAUUUCAGUAGUGGCGCCACUCAGGUCAGGGACAACUGAGUUUAUAGUCGAGGCCCAGGAUCACGGGAACCCAAGCCUAAAGGCACAAACUGUAGUACGAGUGACUGUUGUUAAUACCGGAAACACGCCCCCUCGUGUUUCCAUCACAACAAUCAGCGGGUUCUCUGAUCAGAACGUGGUAUCAGUUCUCGAGCCCGCGGCCCGAGGCUAUUUCAUUGCCUUUGUCAUUGUGGAUGAUGACAAAAUCGAUGACGUUUCGUGUGAUAUUAGCAACGAAGUGUUUAAGAUGGAGCCAGUUCAGAACAAAGGUUAUACAAUCGUCUUGCAAAGUCUAGUGGAUAGAGAAACAAGAGACUCUUAUAAUCUUACUGUCUCCUGCAUUGAUCGUGGGGAGCCCCCGUAUACCACAUCUGCUUCAUUCACUGUUAAAAUAGAUGACGCCAAUGACAAUGCACCUGAGUUCACGCAGAAGAAAUUCACCAGAAGUGUGAAAGAAGGAAAGAAAAAUGGCGAGUUUGUUUUGCAGAUCAGUGCCAGUGAUAAAGACAUUGGACAGAACGCUGUUAUCGUUUAUUCUAUUGACCCUGAAUAUGCUAAAUUCUUUUUUAUUGACAGUAAAACAGGGGCGUUGACAGCAGUAGGUGACCUUGACAGAGAAACCUACCCAGUGAUGACAUUUAAUGUCUUCGCUGAAGAUAAAGGAUUCCCCCCUUUGUCUAGCUCUGCUGAAGUAGUCAUCAUUCUCGAAGAUGUCAACGAUAAUGCGCCAGAGUUUACUCAACCACUAUUUAGAAUACAAACGCUCGAGGAAGUAGGGGGAACUCGUAUCAUAGGCAACAUCACCGCCAUUGACCCAGACGAUGGGGUCAACAGUCAAUUGGAAUAUUUCUUUACUGGUUCGCUUGAUGGCGCUGAUGGUGCAUUUACUGUUUUACAGAACGGUUCCAUUCAGUGUUCUUCCAAAUUAGAUAGAGAAGAAAGGGUGAACUACUCAUUUUCGAUUAUGGUGAGAGACAAAGGAGUUCCUUCUCUUUCGGUGACAGCUAGUGUAAUUAUUGAGGUCUUGGAUAUAAAUGAUAACACGCCAACCAUUCUAUUCCCAAAGUCUCAAAAUCAUACAAUUCUUAUCUCAACAUUUCCAGACUCUGGAAUUAUUCUCAGUAGAAUUAUUGCUUAUGAUGAUGACUCUGGAGAUAACGGAAGCCUGAGAUUUGCAAUAAUUUCCGGCAAUGAAGAUAACUGUUUUGAGAUCUCCGAAUCCUCCGGAGAAUUCAAGAUUUCUCAAGCGUCGCAUUUGAGAAACAUGAAAACGUAUGAAGUGUCCAUUACAGUCUCGGACAGAGGCAUGCCCUCCAAGUUUAGCACAACAUUGUUGAAAAUUGAUGUCCAGUACGAGAACAUGACGAAGGACAUGGCUCAAGCUGGACCACAGAAACAAGAAGAUUACAUCAUCAUCGUAGCUGUCGUGGCUGCUGUCACUGUUAUUUUCUCUACUUUGAUUAUUGUGGCUAUAUGCGUGGUCUUUCAGAAGGAUAGAGGCGGUCGCAGUAAGCCAAACUCUAAAUUAGUUAUUCCAAACAUGCAGACAAUGACUAGUGUUACAGUAGAAGAAAAGGUACAGACAGUUGAGCCCGUUGUGUUUCCUAGUCAAAACAUUUACCCACUGAAUAACUUAUCUUCCCCUCCCAGUGCUGAGAAGUAUCCAGUGGAGGAAAGGACAUGGUCUGUUGAGCAAUGUCAUCCUCCUUCAAAAGGUAAAGCUGUGAGUUUUAACUUGGAGACCGAGAAAGUUUCCACGCCUAGCUCGCCGCCUCUGUUCUCAACAUUUGGGCCUCCUCAUGGUCGGCCUUGUGAUGGCGACUUGUAUCAUCAAAAGAGGUCAUCGAUGACUCGUCAGGUCAGUGGUGUGAAAUAUUCUCCAGUCAGCACUUGUGUGCAUACUGAUGACGUGACCAGUGAUACAUCAGCUGACACCACUACCAGUGACACCACUACAAGUGACAGUGGACGUGGAAACAGUAUAGAUGACGUCAACUUUGAUCAAAUUAUGAAAGGAGAUCUUUCGCCUAGAUUCAAUUUACACGGUCAAAGUCAAGAUUAUCCUUCUCAAGGGCGAAAAUUUGUUACAUCAGAAAGGCCACCCAAUCAGCAUGUUAGAUUCAGUCCAUCGUCUGAUGUGUUUCCUCCACCAGAAUUACCUCCAAAACAAAAGAUUAACUACGAAGGCGCCUUGCCAUUUAUUAGGUCACCCCGUGGAGACAGUAGAUGCCUUAACUACAUGGGGGCGCCAAAAAGCUCCAAUAACAAUAUCGCAUACAACCAAAAAACGGCUCCAUUUGUCACGCCUCGGCAAUUGUCCGUGACGUCCAUUGAUGAUGAUGCAACCACAACUACUUCCGGCAGCUACAUAAUAAAUCCUGACGAUUUAAAAAUAGAAACUUUUGUUGGCUCAGACAUCAUAGUCUAGAUAUUUCUUCAAUCUGUUUAGUCACUGCUCACAGCAGUAGUCAACUAUGCAAUGAACAUAGAAUGAAAUGUUCAUUCACAGUGGCAGCUUAGGUGAAGCUCAUUUCUUUAGCACACGAAUCACUGCAACAUUCUACACCAAUUGGCCCUGUGCUUGGCCAGAUAAUCCAUAAUCUGCAUCACCAAUUGGCCAUGUGCUUGGCCAGAUAAUCCAUAAUCUGCAUCACCAAUCCGCUGUGUGCUUGGCCAGAUAACCCAUAAUCUGCAUCACCAAUCCGCUGUGUGCUUGGCCAGAUAAUCCAUAAUCUGCAUCACCAAUCCGCUGUGUGCUUGGCCAGAUAAUCCAUAAUCUGCAUCACCAAUCCGCUGUGUGCUUGGCCAGAUAAUUCAUAAUCUUCAGUACCGAUUGGCUGUGUGAGAUAAUACUCAGCAUGUCCAGAGAAUGGAUUUUAUUUUCUGAAUAGCAAAACAGACGAACAAAAAAGACUUUGGCUAAUACUUUCAAAGUAAAACCAUAUUAGAAUGUUGUACAUACAGUCUGUUAUUUAUAAUUGUCAAGUGUAAAUAUGUACAUAAAUACAUUGAGUGGUGAGUAAACCUUUAAAAGCCAAAACUUGAUUUAUGUUCCAAAAAAAAAAGGAAACUCAGAUUUUUUGAACUGAUAUUAUUUGCGAUGCAUCAAGAAGUGGAUUACAGACUUUUCAACCAAUCUCAAAGACACUGUUCUCAAAGACACGAUGAUGGAAUCAAUCACUAUCUGUCUCUUUGAUGAACUUCCCAUUCUCUACUUACAUUCCUUGUUUGAAUCCUAGUGGAGUGCAGCUAAUAGUGACAUUUUUUUUACUUUUGAAUAUAAACUUUUACAUACAGUUGGGUAAAUAAAACACAGUCAAUAUUGUUGACCAGAAUUGACCUCCAAUUCAACUUACAGUGUCCUGUCUUAAGAUUGACUGCAAUUCUAUCAUCAUUAAUUAAACUAUUAACAAAGAUGUAAAGUAGAAAUCAAUGACAUUCUCCUACUUGUAAUGAACAUUAUUCUCAUAUUUUGAUUGUAUUCUUUUAUUUUGAAGCUUUAUCAUUUUUGUUUGUUUCUAAUUGCAAGCAAUUUUUUUUAUACUGUUAUUUAAUGCAGCAAAAUGAUGAAAUAAAAUAUUUUCAAGUGUCUUAUACAGUUUACUAUUGGAUAAAAUUAAGUAUUGUGUUUCGCUCAACGCUGACAAGAAAACAUCUAUGAAGUAUAUAUGCACCGACUAUCUUCUCCAGGAAUCAACGUUGUUCGUUGUUCAAAGCCUUCUGGCCUCUAACGGCAAUAAAGAUGUCUGGACAUUUGAGUUUGGGUCGGGUUGGGGGUAAAGAAAUACUCGGGUGGGGGGGGGGCAAGAAAUACUCGGUUUGGGGUGACUGUAGUUUCAAAUGAUACAUGGUGUGCUUGUAUGCUAGAAUGUGUUUUGAAAUUAAUUUCCUGGUAAAUCAAAUAUAUUUCUUACACUAUUUUUGUAAUGGUUUUCUAUUGAGGUUCAAUAAACAUUCGAUCCCAAA
Biomphalaria glabrata is the source of this 5604-nucleotide messenger RNA. RefSeq names its product protocadherin alpha-7-like. The coding region runs from base 713 to 4066 and encodes 1117 amino acids. The transcript has 4 exons. Gene Ontology annotation, molecular function: calcium ion binding. Gene Ontology annotation, biological process: homophilic cell-cell adhesion. The record is from RefSeq and is a predicted model, not a curated record. Lineage: Eukaryota; Metazoa; Mollusca; Gastropoda; Planorbidae. Gene Ontology annotation, cellular component: plasma membrane.